Fusarium keratoplasticum is the source of this 1962-nucleotide messenger RNA. Its product is annotated as putative Xaa-Pro aminopeptidase P. Gene Ontology annotation, molecular function: metalloaminopeptidase activity. Bases 1 to 1962 code for a protein of 653 amino acids. The record is from RefSeq and is a predicted model, not a curated record. The transcript is spliced from 4 exons. Lineage: Eukaryota; Fungi; Ascomycota; Sordariomycetes; Hypocreales; Nectriaceae.
AUGCUACUCCAGUCCACCACCUCGCUCCUCCGUUCAGCAGCACCACGGCGAUUGGCCUCGUUAUCACUUCUCUCUAACCGCCGCUUUUUCUCCUCCAAAGCAAUGGCAAAGAUCGACACUACCUCCAGGCUCACUAGCCUGCGGGGUUUCAUGAAGGAGCGCAACGUUCAAGUUUAUAUUAUUCCCUCCGAAGACAGUCACUCUUCUGAAUACAUUGCAGACUGCGAUGCCCGGCGCGAGUACAUCUCAGGCUUCACAGGCUCGGCUGGCUGUGCCGUUGUCACACUUGAGACGGCCGCACUUGCCACUGAUGGACGCUACUUUAACCAGGCCGAGGCACAGCUUGACAGCAACUGGACCCUUCUCAAGCAGGGUCUUCAAGACGUCCCUACCUGGCAAGAAUGGUCCGCCGAGCAGUCCUCAGGGGGUAAGAAUGUAGGAGUCGACCCAUCCCUCAUCUCUGGAGCCACCGCCAAGAACCUCGCCGAAAAGAUCCGCAAGAGCGGCGGUGCUGAGCUGGUCCCCAUCGAAGGAAACCUCGUCGAUCUUGUCUGGGGCAAGGAACGACCAGCCCGGCCUUCUGAGAAGGUUAUUGUUCAACCCGAUGAGCUGGCUGGAGAGCCUGUCACCAACAAACUUACAAAACUCCGCCAAGAGCUGGAAAAGAAGCGUUCGCCCGGUUUCCUCGUUUCCAUGCUGGAUGAAAUUGCCUGGUUGUUCAACCUGCGUGGAAACGACAUUCCCUUCAACCCCGUCUUCUUUUCCUACGCCAUCGUCACUCCUGAUGUUGCCACCCUUUACAUUGACGACUCGAAGCUGGAUGACAAGUGUCGUUCUCAUCUUUCCGCUAACAAGGUUGAGAUCAAGCCCUACGAUUCCAUUCUGGAUGAUGCUCGCAAGCUUCACGCCUCAGUUAGUGAAAAGGGGAAGUCCGAGAACGCUGCCCCCACUGGAAACUUCCUCAUCUCUAACAAGGGUUCAUGGGCCUUGAAGCGGGCUCUUGGCGGCGACUCGUCGGUUGAUGAGAUUAGAAGCCCUGUCGGUGAUGCCAAGGCUAUCAAGAGCGAGGCUGAGCUCGCGGGCAUGAGGGCCUGCCAUGUGAGGGACGGCGCCGCACUGAUUCAGUACUUUGCCUGGCUUGAAGAUCAACUCGUGAACAAGAAGGCCACUCUUGAUGAAGUAGAAGCCGCUGACAAGCUCGAGGAGCUCCGCUCCCAGAAGAGCGACUUUGUCGGUCUUUCGUUCCCAACCAUUUCCUCCACCGGUGCCAAUGCUGCAAUUAUUCACUACGGUCCUGAGCGUGGAAGCUGUGCCACGAUCGACCCUGAGGCUAUCUACCUUUGUGACUCGGGAGCCCAAUAUCACGACGGCACGACCGACACGACUCGAACACUUCAUUUUGGAACGCCUACUGAAGCUGAGAGAGAGGCAUACACGCUGGUUUUGAAGGGUCACAUUGCUCUGGACCAAGCAGUUUUCCCUAAGGGGACUACCGGCUUUGCCCUCGAUGGAUUGGCUCGUCAGCACCUCUGGAAGAAUGGCUUGGACUACAGACAUGGCACCGGCCACGGAGUUGGGUCAUUCUUGAAUGUCCACGAGGGUCCCAUUGGCAUCGGAACUAGAGUCCAGUUCGCAGAGGUGGCCCUUGCUCCAGGCAAUGUGUUGUCCAACGAACCCGGAUACUACGAAGACGGAAAGUACGGUAUUCGUAUCGAGAAUAUCGUUGUCGUCAAGGAGAUCAAGACCAAGCAUAAGUUCGGAGACAAGCCCUUCCUGGGUUUCGAGCACGUAACCAUGGUGCCGUACUGCCGGAACCUCAUCGACACGAAGCUGCUCACAAGCGAAGAGAAGGAGUGGCUCAACGCCUACAAUGCUAAGGUUGUGGACAAGACGCAGGGUUACUUUGAGGGCGACAACGUUACUCUUGCUUGGCUGAAGCGGGAGACGGUGCAAGUUGAGUGA